UGAGCAUGCGUCGUUGAAAUAAUGGUGGACAGUCUUCUGUACUCGGACUGAUGAUGAUUGUAUAUCUACUACCUGUGAUUUGAGGGGGGGGAAUCAACUCUACAAUUGUGAGUUAAAGUUUGACACGUUAGAGUGAGUUAGUUUUUGGAACUGCAUAAGAAACUCUUAAGUUUGUGAAAUCUGACGUCAGGGUGACAGUCAAAGGACAGUGCAAAGAUGAGCACAGAUACAGCAACCCAGAGUGUGGCCUCCAAGAUAAUGACAUUCACCCCUUCCAAAGAGGAGUUCAAGGACUUCUGCCAGUACAUUGCAUAUAUGGAGGCACAAGGAGCACACAGGGCUGGAAUGGCAAAAGUUAUUCCACCCAAAGGCUGGAAACCCAGAAAGACAUACAAGGACAUAGAGGAGCUGGUGAUUCCUGCUCCCAUUCAGCAGGUGGUGACUGGCCAGUCUGGACUGUUCACACAGUACAACAUCCAGAAGAAGCCAAUGACUGUACAUGAGUUCCGCAAGACCUCCAACCUGGACAAGUUUUGCAAACCCCGAUAUGUAGAUGUUGAUGAACUAGAGAGGAAGUUCUGGAAGAACCUGACCUUCAACCCACCACUGUAUGGGGCUGAUGUUAGUGGAACACUCUAUGAUCCAGAUGUUACUGAGUGGAACAUUGGCCAUCUUAACACCAUUCUGGACACAGUGGAAAACGACAGUGGGCUCAAAAUCAAAGGAGUCAACACCCCAUACCUCUAUUUUGGGAUGUGGAAGAGUGCUUUUGCAUGGCACACAGAGGACAUGGAUUUGUACAGCAUCAACUACCUGCACUUUGGAGAGCCCAAGUCCUGGUACGUUGUUCCACCAGAGCAUGGGAAAAAACUAGAACGACUCGCAAAGGGUUUCUUCCCUGGAAAUGCUCAGAGUUGUGAGGCCUUCCUGCGCCACAAGAUGACUUUAAUUUCACCCUCCAUUCUGAAAAAAUAUGGCAUACCAUUUGAGAAGGUCACCCAGGAGGCGGGCCAGUUCAUUGUGACGUUUCCCUUUAGCUAUCAUGCUGGCUUCAACCAUGGCUUCAAUUGUGCUGAGUCUACCAACUUUGCUACUCAGCGAUGGAUUGAUUACGGCAAACAGGCAACUCUGUGUUCGUGUCGGCAGGACAUGGUAAAGAUUUCCAUGGAUGUAUUUGUGCGCAAGUUCCAGCCUGAUCGUUACAAGUUAUGGAAAUCUGGAAAGGACAAUGCCCCCAUCGACCACACCAAGCCCACACCAGAGGCAGGGGCAUUUCAUUCCAAGCCACAGACUGGGACAAAGCAUCAGCUUGAAGCUAUUGAAGACAUACAAAGUGAUCAGACCCCGCAGGAGACUGAACAGGUGGAGCAGAAGAAGGCCAAGUUGUCGCACAAGGAGCCUCCAGCUAAAAGUCCCAUUAUUUUAGAGACAGUUAAAGUAACACCUAAGAAAGAGAAAGAUGUCAAGCCACAGACUAAAUCUCAGUCCAGAGCCAACAAGAAAACAUCAAACAGACGAAGCCCAUCCAAAAAAGACAAGAACGGCCUGGCAUCUGCAGAUGUCCUUCCUCCUGAGCCCACUGGCCAGGCGGUAGUUGUGUGCUCUAAGGAAGGAGGCACCCAGGAUCCUCAGCUAGGCACCAGCUGCAGCCCCGCACACCAACAGUUUCAGAGGACCUUGAGUCCUGCAGACGUCCUGCACGUCCACAGCUAUGCAAAAGGAGACUAUGGAGAAGGAGAAGCCCCGCCCAAGGAGAAGAGUGACAACAGUGACAACAGUGACAAUGAGGCUGAGAGUGAUAGCAGCAAAGCACUCUUGGCAGAGGAAGAGGCUGUAGCUGGAGCACCAGGGACUGAUCUGGGCCAGCUGCCGGGUCACCAUCCACUCAUAAAAGAUGGCAUGAGUGAUGAAGAGGCUUCAGAGGAACCAAACCCAGGAGAGAAGGGGGGACUGGAGGGGGAGAGCUGGGCUAAAACUCUGGUUCACUUAUGGCAGAGCAGACCUCCCAACCUCAAAAAAGAAAAGGAGUAUAACCUACGUGUAGGCUCCAAACCUCCAUACUGCUCUAUCUGCUUGCUGUUUCACACUUACCAGCAGACUGAAUGUUCGAUCAGCGUAGACAGUCCUGUGAUGGUGGCUGGGGGGCGGAUGCGGACAAAGCCUCUGAUUCCAGAGAUGUGUUUCACAACCACCACGGAGGAGGAUUCCGAGCAUGAGGGGCAAUGUGUGACACCAUAUCUGGAGGAUGAUGGAACCAGCCUCCUUAUUAGCUGCACUCAGUGCAGUGUGCGGGUUCACACUAGCUGUUAUGGUGUGGACCCAGCCAGUGUGAGCAAGGACUGGAAGUGUGCUCGCUGCAAGGCCAAUGCCAUGACAGAGAAUUGUUGUUUGUGUUCUUUGAGAGGCGGCGCCUUGCAAAAAGCCAACAACAAGAAAUGGGUGCAUGUGCUGUGUGCUGUAGCCGUGCUCGAAGCACGCUUUGUCAGUAUCACUGACAGGAGUCCUGUGGAUCUGAGUGGAAUUCCCCUGCAGAGGUUUAAAUUGAAAUGUUACUACUGUAAGAAGCGAAUGAAGAAGGCGUCGGGCUGCUGUGUGCAGUGCUCUCAUGGCCGCUGCCCCACCGCCUACCACCCCACUUGUGCGCAAGCAGCUGGAGUACUCAUGCAACCAGACGACUGGCCCUUUGUGGUCCACGUUACAUGCUGUCGGCACAAAGGCCCUGCUCAGAUUGAGCGCAAUAAGGCAACCAUGCAUGAGCUGACUGUGGGACAAAAAGUCAUAUGCAAGCACAAGAAUGGCCGCUACUACCAAUGUGACGUGGUGCAGCUUUCUAAGGAGACGUUCUAUGAAGUCAAUUUUGAUGAUGGGUCCUUCAGUGACAACCUGUUUCCUGAAGACAUUGUGAGUCAAGACUGUGCUCAGCUUGGACCUCCAUCCCAGGGUGAUGUGGUUCAGGUGCGAUGGACAGAUGGCCUUGUGUAUGGUGCCAAAUUUGUGGCAGCUCAUGUCAUUCAGAUGUACCUGGUGGAAUUUGAGGAUGGAUCGCAGCUAACAACCAAGAGAGAUGAUGUCUACUCUCUGGAUGAGGAGCUCCCCAAGAGAGUGAAGUCAAGACUGUCAAAAGCCUCUGACAUGAGAUUUGAUGGCAUCUUUGAGGAAAAGGAGAUCAUCCAGGAGUCAAAGAGACAGAGAGUAAUCAACUCGCGCUACAGGGGGGACUACGUGGAGCCUGCCAUCUACAGAGCCAUCAUGGAGUAGUCCUGUGUGCUCAGCCACAUACCACCAGCAAUGACAUCCUCUAACUCUGCAGCUAGCCACUGGGAGAGUAGCUCCAUACCACUUCCAUGCCUGAGCACUGGACUUUGUCUGACUCCAGUCAGCUAGUCUCCAGCCUUUGCUGUGUGUCACAGUAGGAAGAAUAGAAAAGUGGCACUUGUAUAAUACAGUAGUAUGUUGAAAGUGAAAAGGAAAACUGGACUGGUCUUUACUUCAAUCAUCUGUAGUGUUGACAGGAAGUUUAAAGGAUCAUCAUUUGACUUCUUCCCUGCUGCCAUCAGUGCCUAUAAUACAGAUCCCAACAAAUAUAUAAGCUUCAUUUGUAUGUAUUUGUAACCACGCUUGGCAUUUGGACAGUUGGUCUGAGGCAGAGGCCUACACUUACAGUAGGCCUACACAAAUAUAUAAGCAGAUUAUCAAAAAUAGUCAUGUCACUGAUGUCACUUGUUUCUUUAUUUAGGUUCAGAUGUGUACGUCUUUUUCUUUCUCAGACGUUGUGGCCUUGAUCAAUAUACUGUCCAGCUGAAGCACCCUUCUGGGUGACCGUCUUGUCUGAUGUCAUCCACUUGCUCACACUGGUCGUCCUGCUCACAGUUUGAACUUUUCCGACUCGAGUAGGAAGGACAGACGUUAGUAUUGACUGAAGCUACAACCAUAGGGACCCCAGCUCUGGACAGCAUAGGCAAGGUGCACGUCUCAAACCUCUGGACAAGUUAGAUGUCUAAGUUAGGCUUUGCUGACUGGCAAAGCUUUGUUUGAUGCUCUGGGAAGCAGACUCAUUCAUUGGUUGUUGUUAGGCUCAUUUGGCUGCAUCGACUCUGAUGCACUGUAUCUCUUGUCUGAAGCCAACACUAGUGCACCACACCAACCUUUAUUAGGUUGGUGUCCAUCACAAAGGGUGCCAGCGAGGGUCCAGUAGCAGAGCUCCAGGCUUCAUUCAGAUCGCUCACCAACUAAAUGUGUAGUUCUACAUAGAGAACUUCUGUGGAACUACCUCGUACCGAGUGGUAGCAGCUGAUGUCCUUUGUGUUUGAACUAACACUGUAGCCAUUUCUAGAAGCAUUGUAAUGACAGAUUAUUUUUAAUAACCAACACACAAUUCUUCAAAUCCUACCCAGGGUAUGAUCUCUGAAGAUUGCCUUUAUUGGUGCAGCUACAAUACUGGAGUUUUGUACUAAUGUAGUACAGAAGGUUUUUGAUAUGUUACUUUGAAAGACUUUUAAAGAUUUGUAUAUUUUUAAGAGUUUUGCAGAUGCUCCUAAUUUUGUGCAGAAAACUAAGACAGGUCAUCCUGUAAGACCUUCAUUUACUCAUCUAAUCUCAAGAAAACAGCAGCAGCUGCUGUGGUGCCACAGUGGAAACUCAAUUACGACUUUAGGAAAGGAAAUACUGAGUUGAUGUUGUCUUCAAUCUAAAUUGAAGCUUGUAUGUGAAUAUGUACAGCUUUGGAAUAAAUAGCAAGCAGACAUCAGUUGGAAUAUUUGUGUCAUACAAAUUUGUUAUUUUAAAGAAUGUGCUCUGGCUUUUAAAAACAUUUUUGGGGUAAAGAAUGCUCUAGUACAUCAGAUCUCAGCAUUUCACUCAAAAUGAUAUGAAGGGAUCGAUUUACUCUUAACUUUGCUCGUGUCCAACUGUAACUAGCAACUGCAUUCCUUUCUAUUCAAGCGAGUAAAUGGAAAAUGGGUUUCACACAUAGACUAUUUAUUGGUGCUUUAGGAGAGUAAGCUGGGAUGGCAAUGGUUCUGUUUUUAUUUAUUUAUUUUCUUUUAACAAAUAAAUUAUGAAUGCUGCAUCUCCAGUCCUCAUGUAUUUCUACCCAAUUUGUGAGGGCAUUUGAAUAGGCUGUGCUGCCAUUACUAAUUAGUUCUUGCUUUAUUUGUAUAAUGUUAACUGUACAUUUCUAAGAUGUCUUACAGAUUGUUCUCCCUUCCCUCUUGAUCACUGAUCACUGAUCACUUUGCACUGGAUAGUGGGACACGGUGAUAAUAUCAUUCGUUGCCUGUUAACUUGUAGAGGAGUGGAGUUAGUUUUCUUGUUAGUCGUCACUGGUUUCAUCACCUUCUACAUCACCUUGUUUCAUCAGUCCAGCGGGGAGGAGGAAUUUCUAGGAGGGUUUGUAAAAUGUAAAACUUCCAUUUUGUUGUGUAUUGUAAUGCAUAUUUUGUGUGUAUUUUCACAGGAGCUGUGAAGUGUAAAUGUCAUGUCCAUAUUCAACAUGUUGAUCCAGAGACAAACUGUCUGGACAAACUGUCUUGUGUUACUGCUUCUGAAAAGAAAGAACUAGAUUACAGUUCAAGAAUUUUGUAAAAAGACUUUGUUUCAGUAAAAACAUUUGCUUUAGCAUCA
Molecule: messenger RNA, 5622 nt
Organism: Betta splendens (Siamese fighting fish)
Lineage: Eukaryota; Metazoa; Chordata; Actinopteri; Anabantiformes; Osphronemidae
Gene: kdm4aa
Product: lysine (K)-specific demethylase 4A, genome duplicate a
Exons: 22
Coding region: 217-3258 (1013 amino acids)
Biological process (GO): chromatin remodeling
Cellular component (GO): nucleus
Molecular function (GO): histone H3K9 demethylase activity; histone H3K36 demethylase activity
Source: RefSeq, a predicted model, not a curated record